AUGUUGAAGAUCUGGUCUAUGGACCAAGCCGCUGCGUCCGGUGGCGCAAAGAAGAAGAAGGUCACGGCCGCACAACUGCAUCUCUCGGAACUGUCGCUCGGUAGCACCAUGACGACGACCUUCCCCGACCCCGAUGACAUUUUGCACUUCAGCCUGACCAUCGCACCCGACGAGGGCAUGUACAAGAAUGGCAGCUUCAACUUCACAUUCAACAUCAGCCAAAACUUCCCACACGAGCCGCCAAAGGUCAAGUGCACGCAAAAGAUCUACCACCCCAACAUCGACCUCGAGGGAAACGUGUGCUUGAACAUCCUGCGCGAGGACUGGAAGCCAGUGCUCAAUCUGAACGCUGUCAUCGUCGGUCUGCAGUUCCUGUUCCUCGAGCCCAAUGCCAGCGAUCCGUUGAACAAGGAGGCAGCCGAGGACCUGGCACGCGACCGUGAUGGAUUCAAGCGCAACGUGCGCUCCAGCAUGGCUGGUGGCAGCGUCAAGGGCAUCUCGUACGACCGCGUCAUGAAGUAG
This is a messenger RNA of Aureobasidium melanogenum CBS 110374, 522 nucleotides long. RefSeq lists its product as uncharacterized. The transcript is spliced from 3 exons. Lineage: Eukaryota; Fungi; Ascomycota; Dothideomycetes; Dothideales; Saccotheciaceae. The record is from RefSeq and is a predicted model, not a curated record. The coding region runs from base 1 to 522 and encodes 173 amino acids.